This is a messenger RNA of Moneuplotes crassus, 1349 nucleotides long. Lineage: Eukaryota; Ciliophora; Spirotrichea; Euplotida; Euplotidae. The record is from the annotation of a GenBank genome assembly.
AUGAUCACAGGGAAGAACUUAAAUAAUAGAGGAAGAUCAAAAUGGUCAUUAGCCCUCUGAAUUUUACUUUUAGCUACUCUUGUAGCAGCUAAUGAAACAGUCUGUCAAACUAAUCAAGACUGUAACGAUAGAUAUCACUGAAAUACCUGCAAGCAGGAGUGAGAAAGAGACGAUUUGUUCCCACUAGCUCCAUUCGAUUACUUCGGAAUUGUAAUCAUGGCUAUUCUGAUGUCCUUAUCAAUAGCCGCUGGAAUUGGCGGAGGAGAGAUAAUCGUACCAAUUAUCAAGAUUUGCUUUGGGUUUGCCCAAAAAGAAGCAUCUCCCAUAUCUCAGUGUUGCAUCAUGAUGGCAGGCAUCACUAGGUUUAUCAUAAACUACAGGAAGAAACAUCCUCACAGGAACAAAGUACCUAUUGAUUACAAUGCUGCGAUGAUCCUGUUGCCAGCAAUCUUCUUUGGCGCCAGUCUUGGACACAUGCUGCAUAAGUUAAUGCCCAAUCUGCUCCAAGAAGUCUUGCUCACUGCUGUCCUCGUCUAUUAAGUGUUUGAGAGCAUUAAGAAAGGUAUUACGAUCUGGAAGUAAAGAGUCUGAAGAAAAAGCCGAGGAAGAACCGACUGAGGAGGAAUCUCAAGAGGGCAACAGCAAUUUCCAGAUUACUCACCUAAUUGGGUUUGAAAUGAAAGAGAUAAGCCACUGGCAAUUCGGUAAACUCAUUCCGAUCUGGCUAGUCUUAGCUGCACUGAUAGGCCAGGCCAUCAUAAGAGAUAGUGGCCUCUUUGAAAUCAAGGAAUGUAGCUUGACUUACUGGGGUAUUUAUAAGGCAUACGUUUUGUGUUGAGGAUUAGCAUUGGUCAUCGCAUUCAUAAAAAUCCGAAAAUAUUAACAAAGAAGUUUUAUGCAGACUGUAAAAAAGUGUCCAUACCUAUGAAACAAACUAGUCAAAAUCAGACAUGCCUUUGCCAGCCAUUACCAGAAGUUUUCUGACUGCUUUAAACCUAUUCAAUCUGGUUUCCAACUUGUAUAUGGAGGCUCAGAAGAAAGUUUAUGGUGAAAAUCUGCCAAAAGGCGAGGUACAAUUCAAUAACAAGAAAAUUGUGGCAAUUGUCGGAUUUCAGUCCUCUCAGGGUGCAUUGCAUCGAUCAUCGGAGUUGGGGGUGGGGUAAUAUACCUACCAAUGCUGUUGAUUAUAGGCUAUCCUCCCUUCGUAGCUUCCUCCACUUCAGUAUUUAUGGUGAUGUACUCUGCCGCAGCCAACUUUAUCUCCUACGCAAUUGCUGGAGAAGCUAAUCUGCAGUACUCUUUGUGGUUAGGCCUAUGGACUUGAGCUGGCGUCGUCGCUGGAGUCACAG